CUUUUUGGAUUUACUUAAUUUUGCCAAUAAAUUGUCAAAAACAUCUGAAAUUUUUAUUAUUUUCCUCAUAACAAAAAUUUUGUUAUGCUACUUGCUAGCAAUUCAUAGAUUUUUUGAGUUACCAUAAUUCUUUGGUUUAUAUGAUAAUACGGGCGACGACAGAAUCUACUAUACAUGCUUGAUGUUUAGAUUGUCGUUAUACAAAAAAUGAUUAAUUUUUAUAAAAUUAAAACUGGAAUAAGGAUUAAUUUUCAUGAAAUCGGCAUUACUUUGAGAAAUCUUUCUACUUGGUCUCCUCUUGCAACAACUUUCAACUCACCUCCACCGAAAAAGCUAAAUAUAACGAAAUCUAAUACUGGUGUUUUCAAUAUAAAACAGUUAAGAACGCCGGAAGGGUUUUACCUUUUACAAGAAGAUGUGAUAUCGAAAACGGAAAAUUUAGUUGAUGAAGCUGUUUCUUUGAACCGCAAAAGGAAAUUGGUGGAAAUAUUUGAUGAAUUAUCAGAUUCUUUAUGCAAAGUGGCUGAUUUAGCUGAAUUUAUUAGAUUAUCUCACCCUGACCACAAAUAUUCAGACGCUGCAACCCAGGCAUGUAUUACUGUCAGUGGACUUGUGGAAAAAUUAAAUGUGCAUAAAGAGCUGUUUCAAGCCUUGCAGUAUGUAGUAAAUAAUGGUGAUCUAAUGAAAACAAGUGCUAUAGAUCAGCACGUUGCUAAAUUGUUUUUGUUCGACUUUGAGCAAAGCGGUAUCCAUUUAGAAGAAUCAUAUAGAAAAAAAGUUGUUGAAAUAAAUGAAGCCAUUUUACAAAUAGGACAGAAAUUCAUGGAUGGGGCUGUUCAUCCCCGUUCAAUAAUGAAAAGCUUACUCCCAGAAGAUAUAAGAAAACAUUUUCCAGUUGAAGGUGACAAGAUAUAUGUUUCAGGUUUAUAUACUGAUUCAUCUAGCUCUGUAGCACGUGAAGCAGCUUAUAGGCUUUUUUUAUAUCCUGAUCAUAAUCAAGAAAAAUUACUUGAAGAUCUUAUAAAAUAUCGUUAUAUAUUAGCGACGAUUUGUGGUUUCGAUACCUACGCAGAUCGAGCAUUAAAGGCGAGUACAGUCGAAAAUCCAUCUGCAGUAAAUUCAUUUCUUGAUGAGCUUUCACUAUCUAUAAGAAGUAGAUCAGAAAAAGAAUUCAACUUAAUGGAAAAAAUUAAAAAAAGCAAUAGUGGAUUACCCAAUGCUAAAUUGGCAGCUUGGGAUACCCCGUAUUUUACAAUGUUAAUGAAGCGGAAAUGGUUGCAAGGCUCCAUUGAAGAUUUUAAUCCAUUUUUUAGUUUGGGAAGUUGUAUGGACGGGUUGAGUUUAUUAAUGCAUUCUUUGUAUGGAAUAACCUUAGAAACUGUUCCUAUGGAACCCGGUGAAGAUUGGACAGAUUUAUUAUACAAAUUAGCUGUAGUGCAUGAAUCAGAAGGAUUAUUGGGAUACAUAUAUUGCGAUUUCUUUGAACGCCCUAAUAAACCCAAUCAAGAUUGUCAUUUCACUAUUCAAGGUGGUAAAAAGUUAAAUGACGGAAGUUAUCAGAUGCCUAUCGUAGUUGUAAUGUUGAAUUUACGUCAGCAUCGUUGGAAUGCUACUGCAUUACUAAACCCUUCCAUGGUUGAUAACUUAUUUCAUGAAAUGGGUCAUGCAAUGCACUCCAUGCUAGCUAGAACUGAAUACCAACAUGUAACAGGUACAAGGUGUAGUACAGAUUUUGCCGAGGUUCCUUCUGUUUUAAUGGAAUAUUUUGCAUCAGAUCCAAGGGUACUACGAACUUUUGCAAAACAUUUUCAAACAAAAGAGCCCAUGCCAGAAGAAAUGAUUCAGAGAUUAUGUGCAUCAAAAAAUUUAUUUAUGGCAAGUGAAACCGAACUACAGAUUUUUUAUUCUGCGUUAGACCAAAGAUAUCAUGGUCUACCUGAGCAACAGAAAUCCACUACUACAGAAACAUUAAAAGAAGUUCAACAGCAAUUUUAUACUUUACCUUAUGUGGAAAAUACCGCUUGGCAACUAAGGUUUUCACAUUUGGUCGGAUAUGGUGCGAAAUACUAUUCAUAUUUGCUUUCAAGGGCCGUAGCUUCUUGGAUUUGGCAAACAUAUUUUUCAGCUGACCCAUUUAGUAGAGAAGCUGGCGAAAAAUAUAGAAAAGAGUGUUUAAGUCAUGGUGGAGGCAUUCCAAGCAAACAGCUGAUUGAAGGCUUUCUAGGGAAAGAAGUAAACCCAAAAACUUUAUCAGAAAGCUUGAUAAGGGAAAUAGAUAACAAUAACGAGCAUAUGCAAAAAAUGUCGAAAGAGCUCAAUAUCAACUUGACCAACUAAUUCACACUAUUUUAAAAUUUUUUAUGUUUGUAAAUAAAUAUUAGUCCAUAAUUUUUUUACUGUUACUGGAAAUUGUAUCAUGCAAUAAAAAUGAUUGCAUUAAGCAUAUUUAUUAAGAAUAAGGAGAUAUGAAUUUGAAUAUAAAAUAUGAAAAAUCGUGUAGAUUGAGAUUUAAAAAAAAUAUUUAUACUCAUACUCAUAUGUAAAAAAAAUCGGAUUAUUUC
Condylostylus longicornis is the source of this 2561-nucleotide messenger RNA. RefSeq names its product mitochondrial intermediate peptidase. Gene Ontology annotation, molecular function: metalloendopeptidase activity. NCBI's taxonomy places the organism in Eukaryota, Metazoa, Arthropoda, Insecta, Diptera, Dolichopodidae. The record is from RefSeq and is a predicted model, not a curated record. The coding region runs from base 208 to 2337 and encodes 709 amino acids. Gene Ontology annotation, biological process: peptide metabolic process. The transcript is spliced from 9 exons. Gene Ontology annotation, cellular component: mitochondrion.